GUACUUAAACAAACCCCUCAUCAUGUCAAACCGCAGAAAUGAAACAGUUUGUCUGAAAACUACCUCAUGAAGUGCUGAACGAGCAGGUGUAGUUUGGAUCACCGGGUUGUCGCUCAGGGGUUUGUUAAGCAAAUACAAGCCACAACAACAACAACAACAACAACAACAUGUUUGGUAAGAAGAAGAGAGCUCCGCAGCCCAGGGGACAGGGCGCUGCUGCAGCCAAACAGAUGGGUCUGUUUGUCGACCUGGACCCUGAAGAGAUGAUGAUGGGUAUGGAGGGGAAUCUGGAUGAUCCGGACCUGGAGGCUGAACUUGCUGCUAUUACUGGGAAUAAAGCUGCUGCAGGAGGAAGAGCCAGGCCAAAGGGGAAAAGCCCCCUGCCCAUGGAAGACAUCGCAAGAAUGGCUGAUGAGUGUAUGAGAGACGUGGAUGACGAUGAAGACGACGACGAUAUCGAAGACGAUGAGGAUCUCUUGGCAGAGCUACAGGAAGUGGUGGGUGAGGAGGAAGCUGAGGAUGCCGUAACUCCUUCCUCCGCAUCCUCCUCUAUGGCUGAAUCUUCUCAAGCUGAAACACCAGAGUCCCCAGUGGCGCAGCAGAGGGAAGUAAAGGCGUCGUCGGCAGCCCCCGGCAGCCUCCAACACACCUUGGAGGGGAGAGUGGCCAUGUACAAAAUGGCUUUGCAAAACGCCAAGACCGCAGGAGAGACGUCCAAAGCCAGGAGAUACGAUCGUGGCCUGAAGACGUUGGAGUCGAUGUUAGCUGCUGUGAAAAAAGGGAGGCCUGUAAAUGAGGCAGAGAUCCCUCCUCCUGUUGCCACCGGAGCCCCGAGCGACGCCCCUCGACCCGCUGUUCCUGCAAGACCUCCUCCGCCUGUACCUUCGCCUCGUGAAUCCACCCAGCAGGAGGAAUCAGAGGCCUUGACACCUCCACCAGCUGUUCCCACUAUCAUCACACCCAGCAGUGAAGAGGAACAGUCAUCUCUGCCCACUGUGAGCAGCCUCCCGUCUCCUGAGGAGAACGCUGAGGAAGCUGCCGACCUCUCGCAGACCAGUCAGACAGAUGCGAACGAGGCAACCAAGACGUUACUUUUGGAGAGGCAGAAGGAAUACAAGAUGGCAGCUCUGAGAGCCAAGAAGCAAGGAGAUGUGGAGCAAGCUAAGCUUUACUUCAAGACCAGCAAGAGGUUCGAUGCAGUGAUCGAGGCGUUGGAGAAAGGACAAGCGAUCGACCUGAGUGGCCUUCCUCCAUCUCCAGGACAGGGUGCAGGAGGAAGCUCUGCUCCAGUGAACGAACCUUCCUCUGGGCAAAACAUGGAGGUCACCCAACCGGUUGCAGCAGCUCCAGCGCCUGCCCCCCCAUCAGCCCCCGACGCUCCCAAAGACGUGCUGGAGGCUCUUGAACAGAGACGAGCAAAGUAUGUGGAGGCGUCUACUCAGGCCAAAGCCAGCGGAGACGACCGCAAGGCCCGCAUGCACGACCGUAUUGCCAAGCAAUACCAGAGCGCCAUCCGUUCUCACAAAGCUGGAAGAGCGGUCAACUUCGACGAGCUGCCGGUUCCCCCCGGCUUUCCUCCCAUCCCCGGCCAGAAGGCGACAGGAGCUGAGCAGGGUUUUGUUGCUGCUCUGGAGGCAGCAAGUAAACUCGCCUCUACUGAUGCUGCUGAAACAGCAGAAGAUGAUGAUGAAGACGAGAAAGAAGACGAGUCAAAGCCUGCUGUUCCAGAGGAGCCAAAAAAGCCCACAUUAGACGUCCCCACGGCCGGUCCAAGACAAAAAAGGUCUCCGUCAGCUUCACCCGACAGAACAACCUCCAGGGAAGGACUCUCACCAACAGCCGUUCAGCAGCUGGAGUUCCUGGAGGGUCGGAAGAAGCAGUACAUGAAGGCGGCUCUGCAGGCGAAGCAGAAGAACGACAUGGAGCAGGCAAAGAUGUUCCUCCGCACCGCCAAGGGCUUCGACCCGAUGAUCGAGGCAGCACGCAGCGGCAAAACUGUGGACAUCAGCACAGUGCCGUCGCCCCCUGGUGACGAGGACGACGACUUCAUCCUGGUUCAUCACAGCGACGUGCAGAUUUCAGAGAAAGCUGAGCAGGUUUACACACAGCUGGCCAAGAUCCUGAAAGAGCAGUACGAGAAAUGCAUGACUCACUCCAAGCAAUUCACACACCUGGGGAACGUCGCUGAAACAACAAAGUUUGAGAAAAUGGCAGAAAGCUGUAAGAAGAGUCUGGAGGUGCUGAAGCUGGCUCAGUCGAGGGGUCUGCCUCCUCCUAAACAUCACUUUGAGGAGAGAUCGUUUCGUACUGUAAGGAUAUUUCCAGACCUGAGCAGCACUGACAUGGUGAUUAUCAUCGUGAAAGGGAUGAAUCUUCCUGCUCCAAGUGGAAUCCAAACAAAUGAUUUAGAUGCCUACGUUAAGUUUGACUUCCCGUACCCGAGCACGGAGCAGCCGCAGAAACACAAAACAGCCGUCAUUAAGAACACUAACUGCCCAGAAUACAACCAGAGCUUCACGCUGUCAAUCAACCGUAACCACCGCGGCUUCAGGAGGGUGGUGACGUCGAAAGGCCUCAAGCUGGAGCUGCUGCACAAAGGAGGUUUCCUGCGGAGCGACAAGCCGAUCGGGACGGCGCUCCUGAAGCUGGACAAACUGGAGUCUCAGAGUGAAAUCAGGGAAAUCGUGGAGGUGAUGGACGGUCGUAAAGCUACAGGAGGUCGUGUUGAAGUGAAGGUUCGACUGCGGGAGCCUCUGAGCGGUCAGGACAUGCAGUCGAGCACAGAGCGCUGGCUGGUGAUCGACCCUGCACAGGUUCUUGUUUAGGUGCUUCUGCAAGAUUAAAGAUGAAUCACAAAAUAAAGAACUGUGUCCUGCAGAUGAAAGGCACUCAAUCAGAAACACUCGAGGAGGAGGAAGAGGAGGGGGAUGAGGAGGAGGAGGAGGAGGAAGGCGUCUGGGAUCUGUCGAGGACGGUCUGUCGUUCAGUUUGGACUACACGGGUCUUUGACUUGUUAAAACUUUUGCACAUUUGCGCGACACACGAGCCUCCCUGUGACACAGCAGCCACCAGGAGGAGACGUGGAGCUGCUGCACGUCGGGCGUCCUGGCGCAUCAGCGGGACUCCUGGAGGUCAGCGGCGUGUCCUCUGCCCAUGACGGAGGGACUCGGUGUCGAGCUAACCUGAUCCUGCUGCCUGAUAUAACUCUUAGUUAAUAUAAUAUAUCAAAGAAUGUGUACAUAUUCCUCAUAUUAUACAGCUCUGGUAUCUAGAACUGCACCUAUGCACUAAUACCAAAGUAAUCACUGUUGCUGUAAAAUCCUGCAUAUUUGAAAAUCGCCUUUAGCUGCCAAACCUCUGAGCUUACAGUGACACAAGAGGUUCAUACGUACAUGAUAGAGAGAGAGAGAGAGAGAGAGAGAGGUUGGGCUGUUAGAAGUUUUCAAUACGUUUCCUUCAUACUGUUUUAGUUUGAAAAUAUCCUGCAGAUGCAGCAGCAAAUUCACGGAUGUUUUACAGGAUUAAGCCAAGAAAUACUGAAGCUCAACAAGGUACGCUAAUUAUUUUAACGACCACUUUCCCUUUUUGGCACCUUUCACCUGGAUUAUUAUCAUUAUUAGUCCUCUAACUGUGGUCACCAAACUACACACUCACCUCCUGGUAGCUUUAGUUGUGUUAGAUUUUUGUCAUGUUUACACUGAGUAGCACAAAGCUGCAGCUAAUGCUAAUUUGCCGUCACUAAAGUCACGAUACAUAGAUGAUAAUGGGGUUAAAGGGGAGCUGCUACUCAGUUUAAUUAAAGAACUAGUGCAACAUUUUGCUUAUUUACUUUCUUGCAGAGUUUUCUAAGAAGAUAUAUGCUGCUCUCAUGUCAGGAAAUGGUUAGCUUAGCAUAAAGACUAGCCUGCAGCUAGCCUGGCUCAGUGUGGCUCAAAAAUACACCUGUUGGCUCCUGUAAAGCUCACAGAUGAACACAUUUCAGCUUAAUUUGUACAAAAACACAAAUGUAGAAUUAAGAGCUGAUUGCCGAGCUUCAGAUUUGUUGGAACAGAGACGCGCUAAAGGCCUCCAGUCGUUAUGCUAAGCUAAGCUAACCUGACUGUAUCUUAGUUUUAACAGACACCAGAGCAUCAUCGGGCUUCUCAUCUAAUUCUUUUUUCAACUAUGCAUCAGUCCUCUCAUACAACAGUUACUGAAUAUUAGAAGAAGUUCUCAAGUGUUUUAAAGGGCCAGUUCACUCAAAUCAAAUCGAUUAACUAAUACUUUAGUCACCAACUGUUUUGACACGAGCAAAGGAAAAUCAGCGUCUACAUUCUCUUACCACAGUUUCCUAAAUGUGAAUGUUUUAUGGCUUCUUUAUUCCUCUGUGACAGUAAACUGAGAGUCUUUGGGUUGUGAACAAAAUGAGAACUUUGGGAAACAUUAAUUAACUUUUCUUUUUGGUUGCCAUUUUUCAGACUAAACAACUUACUAAUAAAUCAGGAAAAAAACUGUCUUGUUAAUUAAUACAAAUAAUUAAUUACUGCCCUAUUAACUCACAAAAAGACUUCCUUAUGACCCAAAGCAAUGAGUUGUUUGUUUUUGGUUUUUUUUCCCCAGUUUUCAGAGAUUACUGUCCCUUAAAUGUAGACUUGAUAAACAGGGAAGCCACAAGUCUUCGGAGCCAAUUUUUACUAAAGAAAUCAACCAACAUGUACGAGUUUAGCUUACAUUUUUUUGAAGCUGCACUAAUAUGACUUAAAUAUCUCUGUUCUGGUGAAAUUAGUGGGGCACUACCUCAGGAGUUGGCCAAAAAAAUUUUCAAAAUUGCACGAAAAUUCAUCAGAAGGCCGGAAACACAACUUUAAUGAUAUUGUCGCUCUGUAUCUGCUCAACGUGAGAACUGUUUGUGGGAAUUAUUUGCGUACAUGGUCGACUUAACUUGUGUGAUAAUCUGUUGUGUUUACAGCUGUUCUGGCCAAAAUGUCCAACGACUACAGCUCCAGGUGAAAAAAGAAAAAUGUGUUUUAUUUAAAGUCAUUUGAGUGAACUGACCCUUUAAAGUUUCAGCCGCAGCAAAUGCUGACAAAAGAAGCCAUAACGACAUAACUGAGCCAACCAAGUAAAUCUGCCUCCAUCAGGUUCGCCUCAACACUGUCUGCAACAUCAUUCAGCUGCCAAACGGUCACAACAUUUCUGUUUCUGCCUCAGUGCAGAAAGUUUUUCGGGGGUGAAAACAUCCAACUGACGUCUAGUUUCUGACUAAAACUGACCUAAACAAUGAGAAACACACCGUUCCCCUUCAUUUUAUCCUCAGACAUUUGGAUCGACUACGUGUUUACAAAGAUCAAUGAUGUCAUGUUGUUUGUAUCUCCAGAAUGCUACAAAAUAAUGGAAGAAUCAAGGAUUUGCUAUGUUUUUAAUUGUGGACUGAAUUUGCUUAUCCUGCUUAAAAUGUACCAUUAAAAAGACCUUGUUUUAAAUUUU
Molecule: messenger RNA, 5466 nt
Organism: Stegastes partitus (bicolor damselfish)
Lineage: Eukaryota; Metazoa; Chordata; Actinopteri; Pomacentridae
Gene: cc2d1b
Product: coiled-coil and C2 domain containing 1B
Exons: 26
Coding region: 168-2825 (885 amino acids)
Molecular function (GO): DNA-binding transcription repressor activity, RNA polymerase II-specific
Source: RefSeq, a predicted model, not a curated record